Molecule: messenger RNA, 4526 nt
Organism: Anopheles nili
Lineage: Eukaryota; Metazoa; Arthropoda; Insecta; Diptera; Culicidae
Gene: Ktl
Product: BTB/POZ domain-containing protein KCTD8
Exons: 2
Coding region: 1-696 (231 amino acids)
Biological process (GO): protein homooligomerization
Source: RefSeq, a predicted model, not a curated record
AUGGGCUCGUUCCCGCCGGUGGUCGAGCUGAACGUCGGUGGUACGCCGUACGCGGCCAGCCUCAAGACGCUGCUCGCCGAGGAGGGCUCCUGGUUGCAGGAGACGUUCGGUGGGGGUGCCCCACCCCCCGACCUGCCCGUUGACGGGCGGGGUCGGUUCUUCAUCGAUCGCGAUGGGGUACUAUUCCAGCACGUGCUCGACUACCUGCGUGAUCCGGCUCGCUACGCUCUGCCAACGGGCAGCCUGGAACGGGAUCGAUUGCGCCGCGAGGCUGACUUCUUCCGGCUGGCCGGUUUGCAGGAGCAGCUGGCGAAGCAGACGCCCGGUUGCAUUACGAUUGGGUACCGGGGUAGCUUCCAGUUUGGGCGCGAUGGCCUCGCGGAUGUCAAGUUCCGCAAGAUCACGCGUUUGCUCGUGCAUGGGCGGGUUGCGCUUUGCCGGGAGGUGUUUGGUGACACCCUGAAUGAGUCCCGCGAUCCGGAUCAUGGUGCACCGGAUCGGUAUACUGCCCGCUUCUUCCUUAAGCACGUGUUCAUCGAGCAGGCGUUCGACAUGCUGCAGGAGCAGGGCUUCCGGCUCGUCGGUAGCUGCGGCUCCGGUACGGCUGGUUCGGUUUCGGAGAACCUCAAACCGGGCGUUGACACCGAGGAGAACCGCUGGAAUCACUACAAUGAGUUUGUCUUCGUGCGCGACUAAGCCCCGCGCAUCGCACACACCCACCUACACACACACACACACACCAUCGACACACACACAUAUAUAUACACGAACAAACGAGCAUGCGGACACGAGCCGACCUUCGAGGGCACCGAGAAUGCAGCUGGUGGCAGCUGGUAGUGAGGAUGCGCCCAGGAGCACGAAGGAAAUGCCGGCGAAUAACACGAGCACUGGAUCGCACGGCAACAGCAGCAAAAAUAGAACCACCUUAGGAAGAUGGCACCGUCAGGACGUGCGUUAAAACUGAGCCCUUUUCCGAGGCUCACACGGCGAGUCCUUGCGCCACACGGGACGAUCGAGCUGAAUCCGACAAACUCGAACUUUUGCAGCCCCUUAAAGUUCGUACCCUUCGCAUUGAGCUCGAUCGCCGGGCCGGACCAAAACUGCAUCGGAGAGAGUGAGAGAGAGAGAGAGCGCCAUCCAGCUGCAACUCACCUUCACCCCACCCCAAAUAAAAACCCACCCGUCGGCGGCGAAGACGCACCAAUCAACCACCACCAUUGGAACUGGGAAAAGCGCGAGUGAAAUUCCAGAAAAAAAGAAUCAGAAAAUGCACCCACCAAAAAGGCAUUUGUUUUUUUAAAUAGCAGCCAUCGGAAGGGAAAAAGUCACCACUACUUUUCCCAUGUUUCCUUCACCCGCCAGCAAAACCAAGUCAGCCAUCGUUUUCGUAGUUUUGUAGCAGUAGUUUCGAAGGACAACAAGGUAAGAGCAUCAUAACGCAUACACACAAACACAGACGCAGAAUACUAGUCAAAUUUGUAGGAAAAACCACCACAGGAGCAGGGCCCAAGCGGAAAUGAAAAAUCGGCAGCAAAAACCCACCGAUUUGGCGAGAGUAGCGAGGGAGGUGAACGAACGGAAGGGAAGAGAAGAGCAGAGGAGGAGGAGGGAAGAGCCGAAGGAGAGUCCUUCCAGGGAGCAGGGUUGAGGCACAACGGGAACAAUCAGCAACAUCAAUAAUAGUUACAAUAAUAGCCACUAGCGUACUCGUAGAGCAAUUGGUCAGUCGUGUUUCAUUUCCAUUUUUUCCUUAUUUUUAUACGAAAACCCCUAACCGCCCGUUGAUGGGGAAGAGAAGAUGGGAAAGGAAUAGAAUGUUUGGCUAAUUUCCCCCACCGCUCAAGCCCUCUCCCCCCCCCACGGAUUCACCCCGAUUCCUCGAGCACGGUCCCAAGGGUGGUUAAAUUUGCACCAGCACCAACCUCCUAGAAAAAAACCUAACCUCAAGGGCUUCAAAAUGUUGCAUCGAAAUAAAAACAACAACCCCAACCCCUUCCCGUUGGUAAUGGUCCGCGCGUGCAGUUUUCCACGGUGCUUGGGAGCCGAGCCGAGGUUUAUUAUUAAUUAACCCCACCGUCGGACGCAAAGAGUGGUCAGGAGUUAGUGAGGACGUGGCCCCACACCGAGACGGCGUGAAUAAGCCGUUUUGCAGUUUCCACCCCGCUCGGUAUAAACAAUGAGCCGGUGUAGCACACCGGAGGGAUGGUGCCCAGGGUGGAGGGGAAUGGGAUGGAGGGAACCUAUCGGGCCGGUAAGGGAACGCACAAUACACAUCUACAGACGCGGUUGGUUGCAAGAAAACGCCCGACCCCUUCGAUCCGUUCACAGUGGAAAAUGGUGGGAAAAGUGUCCAAAAUGAGAGGGAAAUUCACAAAUCCUAGAACUCACGUUUUGGAGAGCAAAACACAAACCACAGACAUCGAACCGGUGAAAGGGAAACGCGCGAAACACACACGUAUGCAGGACACGCCAGGAGACAGUGGGCUACACAAACUUUUACACUCAUACACCCAAUUGACUACAAGUAUUUAAGCGAUUUAAGCAACAUAAAUCAAGAACUUGAAGCGGGUAGACGCGGGUAACGUGGAAGGGGAGCAGCAUAAAAGAGCAAGUGGAAAAAAAAACGAAACAAGCAGUAAGCAGAAGGAAGUGUAGAAGAAGCAAAAGCAAACAUGCACAUGCGAGAAGAAGCAGAAAACCAAAACUGCGCAUGUUGGAGCAUUAAGGAAUCGAUAACUUACUAAAUACAAGGCGUAAACAAAAAAAAUUAACCAGUGGGAGCACAAGAAAUAAACUUUAAGAAGAAAACCCAAGUGAGAUAGAUCAAGAAAAUAAUAGUAAUGAAAAAAAAAUGAUACAAUAGUGAAAUCAAACCAAUAGCGAGCAAGUGACGUAAGAAAAAAAAAUUUAAUUGUACGAGUAUAUAUAAAAUGGCGACGGAUGCUGGCCAGAAUGAGAAGAGUAGCUAAAAGGAAGAGGAAAGCGACAUUUUGACAUCCGUUUGGUACCCACGUGAGGAAUGACAGAUAAAAUUACAAAUCAAAGACGAACAGGGCUUGACCAAAGAUAACCGAUACGGGUGCGCUAGACGCGAACUGGCUCUGAACUUUAGGUUUUCCAGCUAGAAAAACUGGGAGCAUAAAUUAUAUUGUACGAAGGGAUGAGUUUUCCCACGGGUUUUCCGAUGUUUUUCUACAUUUUCCCAGCGAGUUUUCUCCGCACAGUUUUGAUGAAGAGCAGACGAGAAACACGUUCGACAUCUCGCUGUGCUGUUUGGGGUGGAUAAAAAUAGCCCCCAACACGGGGAAAAACCUCCCAACUCCCACACGGGUGCAAUAAUCGUUAAUCGAACGGAAGCGCACCGAGGGUCGGGAGGUGUUGGUUCAUAAACAUAUUGACUUCGAAUCGCCGAAUCGCCAAACGCGUCCCGGCUCAUUUUCCCGAUCGUUCGUGGUCGUAAGCACCGGAAAUGCGGCUGGAUUUUCCCGUGGACCAUCGCCACCCGCCGGAAAAUAGUAUAAACACAUGACGACGCCCCUGUUUUGUCCGCUUUGGCGAGCCAAUUUUCCCGACCCGGCCUGAGGUGGUAAACAUUUACGGUGCGCCCAUUCGUGGCCGACGCCAUUCUUUACUUUGAUCUCUCGCGUCGUGAAACGCUGGUCGCAUCCUGUUUACGCGAGCAGGUAGCCCUCGGACUUGACGGCAGGUCUUUCGAUUAAGCCCACGUCACUGACAAAAUGCCGCACGUCAAACGCAACCGGUUCGGUUAUUAUUUUUUCAUCACCACCCUGUAGGGGUGAGAGCCGAAAAACGCUGAGGAAAAAGCCAAAACCUCCACUGGACUUGGCGGUCCUGGGGCGAGAAGGUCGCAAAAUCAUGACGCAACACUCGAAACGAGCAAAAGCGAGAGUCGUGGGAUUGUCGCGAACGGGAAGGAACGUACUGGCAGAUCCCGGGCCAGGGUUAGAGGCUGUUGACGAUGGUAGAACUUAUCAGAUGAGCAAAGCUUAACCUAACAAAACACAGCCGGAAGGAAAACGAUAUCUCUUUAAUUAUUAAUGCGAUCGCGCGCGGAAGGAGCAUAAUGAUAAUGAUGAUGAUGAUGAUGAACAUGAUGAUGAUGAUGAUACUUCAAAUAUUACAACUACAAACUACUAACAACUACUAUUCACGGUAAUGGUAAUGAACUAUACUACUACACAAUAAAAGUAAAGCGGAAGACGAAAAAUCAAGCCGAAACCAGUGGAACGGAAGACAAUGAAGGAAUAUAACAAGCAACAACAGCAAAAAAAAUAUGAAAAGAAAUGGAAUAUUAUCGAUAAGAAAUACCAAGAGAAACAAAAAUGAAAAAAUGCAGAACUUAGUAGUGAGAAAUGCAAAAUGCAAAAUGCAAAAAUAAUAAUAAUAAUAUUAAUAAUAUUAAUAAAAGAAUAAUUAUAAUUAAUGAAAAAAGCAGCAAAGAGAGCAAAAAAAACCACACAGAAAUGAUCAUUGAUAUAUAUAUCUUCAACCAAAGUUAAGAUAAG